GCGUCUGACAGAGCUCGCGCAUGUACUCAUCCUUCUUCCGUUCAUCAUGUCGACUUCGUCGCGAUGGUUCUGCGCUCUGCUGCUAAUACUGUGCCUUGCUCUGUCCACACAUGCUAUCCUCGGUCAAAAAUGGGAGGCCACAGAACUCUGUAAAUGCAUAUGUUUCGGCUCCAACUACACUAUCUUGCACAUGGAGAUACCUGACAAUCCGAAGCAACCUUGCCUGUCAUGCACGAAGCAAUGGUGUCUAAACCAGAAUCUGCCUAUAUGUGCAGGUGCCACGCUAGGAGAUGCAGACCCUGACACAGCAACGGGUAAAGAGGGUGAUGUCGAAGCAAGGUGCUUUCAGCGAGAUUCGCCAAGGGACCAGCUCGUGGUGACUAUCUUCCUGCUAACUGUGUUCGGUCUUUUGCUUGGGGCUGGUAUCAAGGGUAGGAUGAUCAAAGCCGGCCUCGAUACAAGCCUGCCAUGGCAUACAAGCAGACGGUGGUGGGAGGCAUGGAUCCCUCAGAGACAUCCUGAAGACAUUGGAUUUGAGCUCGCGAAUCGUGUUCGCGGGUUGUGGAAUCGAGGGCAAGACGACAGGCGGGAUCAGUACAUCAGCGUAUCUGUGACACCUACAUUAUGACUCUGCAUCGUGCUCUUAUAUGUAUUACUAUUCGCUCUUUUAUAUCUCAUUAUUAUCGUUCACAACGUUGUG
Messenger RNA from Laetiporus sulphureus 93-53, 700 nucleotides. RefSeq lists its product as uncharacterized. The transcript has 5 exons. Bases 47 to 628 code for a protein of 193 amino acids. The record is from RefSeq and is a predicted model, not a curated record. Lineage: Eukaryota; Fungi; Basidiomycota; Agaricomycetes; Polyporales; Laetiporaceae.